Messenger RNA from Durusdinium trenchii, 660 nucleotides. NCBI's taxonomy places the organism in Eukaryota, Dinophyceae, Suessiales, Symbiodiniaceae. The record is from the annotation of a GenBank genome assembly.
AUGGAUGUGGCAGGAUUUCUUCAAGAGAGCUUGGCCUUCGUUUUCCUCUGGACAUCGGAUCUCCUCCGCACGGUCUGCGCAAUGUGGUUGGUGGGGUCGAUGCUCCACGAGGGACUGGUUGAACAGUUCUUCCUGCUGCUGACGCUGUGGCUGCCAGGCUUCGUUUGGGCACUCCGCUUUCAACUCUACUUUUCCAAGCAGCAGUGGUCGAGCUUCUGCUGGCCGACGCUGCGCUGCGCGCUCUUGUGGCUUUCGGGGCUCUGGUGGAUUUGGACGCCCAAUGCCUUGAUCCUCGCGAGCCUUGUUUCACCCAUCUACUUCUCCUACAAGCUGCUCCUGCUGCUGACGCACUUCUUGCGGCCAUUUGCUGAGCCUCCUUCUUUUCCAGUGAAUCCCGACCUCUUUAGCCUCUACGAGCUCUAUAUGCGGGACACCUGCAUCUUUGGAGACGCUUUGAGAGUCUUCCUGCUUCUUUUCUGGCUGCUCGGUCACGUGACCGGCCAGAAGGUGCUGCCAUACCUGUCGCUGCUGAGUUCCUUGGGCUCCCUGCUCAUCGCAAGCCUUCCGUACCGUCGCAGGAUGAGGGCAGAGGCGUGGAGCUAUUUCCAGGACUUCCUCAUGGCCAAUGAGGAGGAGGAGGAGUUGGUAAAUGCAGCCUGA